Molecule: messenger RNA, 5435 nt
Organism: Monopterus albus (swamp eel)
Lineage: Eukaryota; Metazoa; Chordata; Actinopteri; Synbranchiformes; Synbranchidae
Gene: mei1
Product: meiotic double-stranded break formation protein 1
Exons: 33
Coding region: 343-4350 (1335 amino acids)
Biological process (GO): meiosis I
Source: RefSeq, a predicted model, not a curated record
AUAGUUCCUCAGUAGCCGAGAGGCGUUUGUUGUCAUGGUGAUAACCAAAUUGUGGCUUUCACUGCUAAAUGAGACUGCAAAACAAACUCAAGCAUCCCACUACACACUCACGGUAGCCUAUAUUAUUUAGCAGUAGCAUUCCCUUGGGAAUAAACUGAUGCUGACCAUUUUGAUAAUAAUAAUGCACCAAUAUGCCAUUUAAUACCCUUGAAGUUUACCAUUACAUACUUUUGAUAGUAUUUUUGUAUAAGUAACUGAGCUCCACUGUGAAGAACAGUCCAUUCAGAAGAAACACGGAACCUAAAUAGCUGUUUAGGGAAUUCAGGUGAAAGGAACAAAACCAUGAGCGGAGACAUUGUUUAUGACAAGAUCCACUUUAGACAUGAUCCAAAAUGGAGUGGCCGGCUAGGCCCAGCGGAGGGGCGCGGGAUGCUGCUCUGUGUGGCCUGUGUCAUUGAAAUGACUGAAAGUGAAGACAUUGCGUCAGUGAGGAAGUCCUAUGCCUUGUCUGCUAUCAGUGAUGUGCUGAAGUGUUCUCCAGGGGCUUUGAAAACGCUGCUCCAGCAGGACCUCUAUGUCUCUACGCGUUUCACAUCUUCUCUACUGGGGAUGCUUCACACUGUGGAGGACCAAGCCACUCUGGAAAAGGUUGACCAAGUGCUGGUUCAGCUAGUUUUAGAGCUCCAGAGUGAGGAGUCGUUUCGUUUUGUUUUGGAUGAGAUUCUCAAACAGCUGAGCGAACAGCUCACUGUAAAGGGUUUUGCGCCCACAUUCAGAUUCUUGGGGAGCCUAGUCGAAGCAGUUCCCACUGUGGCCUGUGUCCUGGUGACUCAGUAUGUGCCCUUGCUCGAUCGUUUGUGUUCAGCCUUGCUUUACCCAGAUGAAGGACUUAAGGCUUCAGUCCUGUAUGUGUGGCUGAAACUGUUCAGGACAGCUGGCGGCUCGGCGGUCCGGUCUUUGGCUACUGUCAUCAGGGACAGAGUGUGUAUCCUGUUGCUGCAGACCUUGACCAACGCCGGCUCCCCACAGCUCAUCAAUAGCUGUGCUGGCCUGCUGUGGCUGCUAGUGCAGCAUGGAGAGACGGUGUCAGUUCUGAUGAACACCCCUGGCCAUCAGAUCGUGUGCAGUGAGAACCAGAACAUCUGCACGAACAACAGCCAGAACCUCAGCCAAAACCAAGAGCAACAGCCCACUGGCCACUGCCCUCUGCCUCUCUUACUGAAAAAGUUGCUGCUGAGUGGUGAUGAGACAUUGCAGGUGACCAGUGCUAAGUGUAUUGCAUCCAUCCUGGUUCAUUCUCCUAGUCAGUACAGUGCUCCCUUCAUCGAGGCUGACGUACCUGAGUUUCUGUUUGACCGUCUGGCCAGUAGCAGUGAGGUACUUCUGUGGUCUGUCUACAGCUGUUUGCUGCUGCUGACCGAAGACCCAUUAUUCUUUUCUCAGUGUCACUCUGUCUAUGGUAUUGAGUCCCUGGUGCGGAGUCUGAAGCAGGCUCUGCGGCUGACCAACCUGGAAGUGCAGAAACAAGGUCUGCUCCUGCUUUCUGAGAUUCUGGAAAGACAGCCCCCGAGUGUGCGUCUGUUCCCUAGUGGACCAGGGUUUGUGGCGGUUUCAGAGGCUGUGAGAGUCGGAGUCUCCUCCUCCUGCCUGGUUGUAGCUACACAGGCUGCCAGCACUGCCGCCAUCCUUUUCAGACUAAACCACCAGUCCAUACCAGUCCAGUACGGGGAGGUAGAAGGACUGGUAGAGGCCAUCACACACAGACUCACUGAGCUGCCGCUACCCUCCGCUGGCCAUCGGCGAAGCUCUGGGCAUCUGAAGGGGUCAGACCCCAGCAGCCAGAUUUCUAGGUCAGAAGUCUUUGCGCUCCAGGCCCUGGUCUGUUUUCAGGCUGCCUGCAGGUUGGCUGAGGAGUGUGCAUCAGAGCCUGUUCUGAAGGAGAACACAUUCACGGCGCCGUCUAAACACAGCCACACUCAGGACUCACUGGAGUCUCUGUGCCAGUGUCUGCUUCGCUGCUGCGACUCCAUCUGGAUACCCACCGUCAUUAGGAUGUGUGAGCGUACACCCAGCGCUCAGGUACUGCAGUACUUCUACUCCAUCCUGUCGUCCCAGUUCACCCUCCUUCCAUCUCUCAUGCCCGUCUUUGCUAAUAAACUAGCAUCCUCUGGUUUCUACCGGCUGGCUCUGGAACACAAAGCCCUCUUCUGUGUGGGAAACAGGAACACAAAUCUGAAUACAUCGUGCUGUGGUUUUCUACAGAAACUCAGUAUGUGUCUGCUUUCCCAAUCAGACCCUGCUUCGGGCGCCUGCUACCACGAUGCUGAGGAAGUGGAGAGUCUUCUUCUAUACAGCCUUCCCUCUCUGUGCUGCCGCCUGUCAGACUGGCCCUCUGUGCUGUGUGAGGCCGUGGGGCUCCAGCUGUGUGACUAUAAAGGACCGAGGGCCACUCAGUACUGUCUGGUGAUAAUACUGCACCUUGCCCUGCAGCAAGGAGACAGGCUCCUCCCAGACCAGACCGUGUUCUCCAGUGUGUUGUGGCUAUUGUGCUCCGUGCAGGAGCAGGGCAGCUGUGCCCUGCCUCGCUCUGUGCUCCGCUCUACCCUCUACCUGCUGGCAGUGACACAGCACAAGAGCCCCGGCCUCGAUGGGGCUCCCUUGAACUGCAUCAGCAAGGCACUCUCCUCUUGCCAGAGCUUCUCUUCCCUCUACAUUCACCAUCCUGCACUCCUCCAUUUCAUUUAUCGCUGUCCGGAGUUAGCAGAAAGGUUUGGGCCCCUGGUUUUGGAACUGUGGUUGACCAAGCGCAAACAGCACACAGAUGCAGAGGAGACUGCAGCAGCGAUACAGGAGAAGGGAGAGAGUAGAGAAAGCCAGGCAGAUGAGAGGCAGGAUGAGGAGCCAGACAAAGAAACCAUGGAGCUCCUGAGUCUGAUAGAGACGUACCCAGCUGUCAUCCUGAAUCUCCUGGACAUGGUUAGCACAAGGGAGGCCCCCCUGGCAGAGCGAGCUCUUGGAGUGCUGCAAGUGCUUUGUCAUCGUCAGAGACACUAUGAGCCAGGCUUGUGUGCCCAGCUAGGGCCAGCCCUGCUCCAGGUGUUACAGAGGCUCAGUGUGGAGAACGUGGGCCAUGGACCUGGACAGGGACACACUGAACAGGCAGUGAACUCACUCCCUCUGGUGCUGAAGCUGCUUUGUGUGACGCAGGCCAGUGACCUGCCUUUAUCUUCCUCCUACAGCAAGAUGGAUGGGGUGCACUUCAAGCUGCUCUACCAUGUGAGUAAUAUAGCAGGAAGACUGAAGCCUACGGACACAGAGAGUCUGCUGCCUGCCUUCAGCUACCUGUACUGCUGCCUGAGUCUGUCCCCUGCACACUGCAGUGACAGAGCUGUAUCCAUGUUGCUCUCCAACAGUGGACUGAUGGACCAGCUGCAGACAGCCCUCUCUUCCGCCUCCUCCGAAGCAUCCCUCUCUUCAUCAGCUUGUCUUCCUUCAGCCCUGUUGUGCUGCAGCCAUCUACUCUUGUCCUCCCUCAUUACCUUGCAGCACUUUCACUCCGCCCAGGUCCACAGGAACAUCAGCUGGAAUCUGCACACAGCUGUGCACCGUCUCCUUGUUCAGAAAAGAAACACAGACAAUCUCUUGCUAGUCAGCUACCUCAGGUUGCUGCAGGCUUUACUUGAUGUUGACCUGGCAUCACCAGUGAUGUGUGUGAGCUCUGGUCCUGGCUUGGUUGGGCCCAGACCCCUGGGGGUCGAAGACGGAGCUUUGUACCCUCUUGGCUCUAGAGGGUCCCAGUGCCUCUCCACUGUUCUCAGCGGACUUCUUUUGCAGAAGCACGAGCUGCUGCUGAGAGCGUCAGUCAGUUGUCUAAGCUCCCUGCUGGGCUUUCUUCAGAGGAAGAGUCCCACUACAGCCACGUAUGUGGUGUGUCAGCCAUGGAGUCGAUUCCUCCUCUACUGCCUUCUCGGAUCAGGAGAGAGCUGCCUUCUGCACCCGGCCAUUCUCAGGCUCAUCUCACUUCUCCUGCAGCACAGCAGCACAGCAGUGCUGUCUGAGCUUGACCUGCUCCAAGUGAUGGAGGCGGUGGAGAGGAGGGGGGUUAAGGAGCUCAGCCAGGAAGCAGCACAGGCCCUGAGGCUGCUCCUCACACAGGUUCUGAGCAGUGCUGUGCAGCCUCCAACCACAGAGCAACACAAGCAGAGAGCGAGGAAUAUGCUGGAGUCCCUCGGCCUGCAGACGCCAGCCGAGAGCUGCAGCCCUGAUCUGCACAGCAACAUCCUACGUGUGGGAGAUGUGUCCAUCUGUCUGCUUGACUUUUCACUGAAGGCAGACUCCUGUUCCAGCUAACCGAUAGAACGUAGUGUGCCACUGAUUUCACAGUUCUUUUUGUUGUCCAUAUAUUCUUAGGUUUAUUCAAGCAGCACGUGCUCCUGCCUACAUUCUACAGUGAAAUCAUUUACUGCAUAUUCAUUUAAAGUAAUUUACAGUAUGUUUAGUCUUUAGAUGAUAAUUCAGCACUGCUCUGUCAUUGUUCUAGGCAUACAUCUGUGUUUUUGAUACUUUUCAUGGGGUAUGAAACCACUAAGUCAUCUCACCUGGGUUCUUUUGUGUUGAUUAAAAAAUAUUACUUCAGUUUAAAUUAUACAACUACUAUAUACUAUUGGAACAGCCAAGAUGUUUUCACUCAUUCUGAAAGGGGCUUUCUGGAAAAUUAAAAACCACUUUAAAAUUUAAAUUUCAUGUUUGUUUUUCUGGAAAUCGCAUUGAUUGUGAACAGAAGUCAGGACACAUUUGACUUAACAACAAAUCACUGCGAUUCAUGCAUGUGAAAAUGAAAGACCCAGACAAGCAAUGGGAGCUGGUCAUGGCAGCGAUUAUUGUCAUCCCACACCUGAAGCCCCAGCUGUUAAUAUGCCCAAGGAGGCGGCUUUGUCCCACUGACGGUUGUAGAGCUAGAAAAACUAAACUAUUGGCACCAAAGUAGCAUCAAAAUAUACCUAAAGUACCAAAAGUAAACGUAGUCAUUCUGCAGAAUGGCACAUUUCACAUGAAUGUCUAUGAUGGUAUUGGAUUAUAAUGACAGAUAAAUUACUGUGUUGAUCACUUUAGUGUACUUGCAGUUGGUAAAGUUGGAGCUAAUACUUAUAAUCUGAAGUACUUUACAUACUGCUGGGUGGCUUGUGAGUUCCACACCGAGAAUCAGUAAAGUCUUAUGAUUAUACUGUAUUUUGAAUCAUCUGAUUCAGAAAAGGAACUAAAGACAUCAAAUACAUGUAAGUGGGGGUAAAGUAGAAUAAACAUCAUCACAGCCACUUCUUCUGUACUUCAGGCUCUGUUGCUGUAAAAACAACACUGCGGAUCCUAAAAGAACUUUUAUUUUCUUCCUGUCUAUGUCUAUUUUCUGAUAUUUUAUUGAGAAUAUAUUGUUAAAC